AUGGGGGCGCCAAACGCGCUGGCGCCUAGCGCGCUGGCGCCAUGCGCGCUGGCGCCAUGCGCGCUGGCGCCAUGCGCGCUGGCGCCUAACGCGCUGGCGCCAUGCGCGCUGGCGCCAUGCGCGCUGGCGCCUAACGCGCUAGCACCUUGCGCGCUGGCGACUAACGCGGUAGCGCCAUGUGCGCUGGCGCCUAAUGCGCUGGCACGUAGCGCGCUGGCGCCUAGCGCGCUGGCGCCUAGCGCGCUGGCGCCUAACGCGGUGGCGCCUAACGCGCUGGCGCCAAACGCGCUGGCGCCUAGCGCGCUGGCGCCUAGCGCGCUGGCGCCAUGUGCGCUGGCGCCAUGUGCGCUGGCGCCUAACGCGCUGGCGCCAUGCACACUGGCGCCAUGCGCGCUGGCGCCAUGCGCGCUAACGCCAAACGCGCUGGCGCCAAACGCGCGGGCGCCUAGCGCGCUGGCGCCAUGCGCGCUGGCUCCAUGUGCUCUGGCGCCAUGUGUACUGGCGCCUAACGCGCUGGCGCCAUGCGCGCUGGCGCCUAAUGCGCUGGCGACAUGUGUGGACUUGGUGCCAAAAAUUGUCUGCUACCAUUUUUGCUCUCCUUCCUUUCUGCUGCAGGUGAUGCAUUCCGUGCAUGCUGAUGUGGUUUUCGUGUUGCCUUGGAUUCGAGUUUAA
Molecule: messenger RNA, 672 nt
Organism: Closterium sp. Yama58-4
Lineage: Eukaryota; Viridiplantae; Streptophyta; Zygnematophyceae; Desmidiales; Closteriaceae
Source: the annotation of a GenBank genome assembly